AUGGUAUCUUCCAUGGCUAUGCUCCACCUCGUGCUUACUCUCGCCCCUUACGUGCCUGGCUGGCCUUUCUUGCAAGAGUGGCCUUCCAAGUUUGGCUGGCCUUUCGGGUCUAGAGAGCCAUUCGAGGGUGAUGGGUUAAUUGAAUAUGGGAAAUGUCAGGCAGGAUGUGCUACCCUUGUUAUGGCAUGUUACGCGGGCGAGGGUGCCGCCUGGGGUGACACUUUGGGUAAAACUGCUCCUCCUCCCGUCAAGACUUGUAACUCGAACUUUGGAGAUUGCCAGGCUGAGUGUGCUCAGAGGUGGCUAUGGCCAACCUCCAGCGCCAGAUGA
Penicillium brevicompactum is the source of this 330-nucleotide messenger RNA. RefSeq lists its product as uncharacterized. The record is from RefSeq and is a predicted model, not a curated record. Lineage: Eukaryota; Fungi; Ascomycota; Eurotiomycetes; Eurotiales; Aspergillaceae. The coding region runs from base 1 to 330 and encodes 109 amino acids. The transcript has a single exon.